Messenger RNA from Oldenlandia corymbosa var. corymbosa, 1440 nucleotides. NCBI's taxonomy places the organism in Eukaryota, Viridiplantae, Streptophyta, Magnoliopsida, Gentianales, Rubiaceae. The record is from the annotation of a GenBank genome assembly.
AUGGGAAGGAUAGUGACCUCUGAUUUUCGGCAUGUAAAGUGUUCUAAGAAAGAGCAGAAACUAGAGGAUGGGAUUAGUCAGUGCCCAGAUGACGUUCUCGUCUCUAUACUUUCAUAUUUAACGCUUGAAGAUGCUGCUAGGACAAGUGUUUUGUCAAAACGCUGGGUUAAUCUGUGGUUGUUUGUGUCUGGACUCGAUUUUGACACUGCAAAAGUGUGGAAAGGGCUUGAAGAACUGAAGUAUUCUGAGUAUCAUGAAUUACGCCGAAUCAACCGUCAAAAUUACAUUAAUUGGGUAAACAAGGUGCUGCAAUCGCACAAAGCCACUGCGCUGGAUGUAUUUAGAAUUCGAUUUGAUUUGAACAACUCCUCUAGAGAUGAGAUUGAUAAAUGGCUUCACUAUGCGUCUGCAAGGAACUUGCAGAGUUUAGAGUUGAACCUCUUAAGAUAUGAUGGUUUUUCAUUUGAGGUCAGGGAGGCUUAUGCUUUUCCCCCUGACCUCCUCGGGCCCAGUUAUGAGAAUCCUUCUGCCCCAUUUCCUGAUGGCAUCAAUUCUUUUGUCUUUAAGAACCUCAGGACUUUGGCGUUUAAGAGUGUAGCAGUGUCUGGGGAAGUUGUCAGAUUUUUCUUGCACAAUUGCCCUUUCCUUGAAUGUCUGACUGUGAACAACUCUCAUAUUCUUGAUAAAUUUGAAGUCUGUGGCCCGUCCUUUGCAUUGAAACAUCUGGAGAUAACUGAUUGCCCCAAAUUAGUUUCUCUUAUUGUAUCUGGAGCUAACCUUGUUUCGCUUAGAUUUACUGAAAGGGCCAAAAACAGUCUGGUGAUCAAGAAUGUGCCUAACCUUGUGGAUUUAAAUAUUGUCUGGUCGCCUCUUGGGUUUUCUAUUGGUAGAAUGAUCUCCUGUCUUUGUUGCUGCCUGUCAAUGCUGGAGAUUCUUACCUUCAAAGUCCUCGCCUGUGAUAUUACAUAUGAUUACUACGAAGAUGUUGGAGGUGUAGUCGCAGUUCCUCAAUUAACGAGAUUGAAGCAACUAACUGUUGUUGUUGGGGGACCAAAGGACGAGAGCCUGAUUCCAUUUACUUCUUUGAUAAGGGCAUCGCCAAACUUGGAGAAGUUUAUUGUGAAGUUUGGUUCGCUAAGUAAACCUCCCAAGAAACGUAGGGCUUCGUGGAAAGGAUUGGCCUUUCCCCUAGAACGUCUUCAAGUUGUGGAAAUAUUGGGAUACACCGGACGUGUGACAGAGAUGGAACUCGUAGAGUAUUUCCUAGAAAAUGUUGUUGCGCUGAAGAGAAUUGUCAUCGAUCCUCGUGAUCAGUUACGCCUUCCGACUCACACUAAUCAUCAUCCCCAUGAUAAUCCAAAGGACACAAUUUACAGAGAUCUUGCCAAACAACAGUUCCAGGGGUUAUUACCUUCAGAAGUUGAAUUGGUGCUUCUUUAG